Molecule: messenger RNA, 7207 nt
Organism: Bemisia tabaci
Lineage: Eukaryota; Metazoa; Arthropoda; Insecta; Hemiptera; Aleyrodidae
Gene: CDC50
Product: cell cycle control protein 50A
Cellular component (GO): endoplasmic reticulum; plasma membrane; Golgi apparatus
Source: RefSeq, a predicted model, not a curated record
GUUAACUUAUAAUUAUUGACUUUUUUAAUCAAGUCGAUUGUCGGGUCGUCAUUCCCUGUUCAUUGGUAAAUGUUAUCAACUUUCAGGGCGCCUUUCGUGAUAUCAUGUGAAAAUAUACAUCUCUAACCUUUCUCGAUUAUUUCCUUAGUUAAUUUUGCGCCAGUCUAUGAGCAACUGAAGAAAAUAUGGACCAACCUUCAACAUCAGCCAGAGUUCCUGAUACCCCUGGCAGGAGUAAAAGACCUUUUGCCAACAAGUUCAAACAACAAAGACUACCUGCAUGGCAGCCAAUUCUCACAGCAAGCUCAGUUUUGCCAACUUUCUUUGCAAUCGGAGUAGUUUUCAUUCCCAUUGGCGUUGGACUCCUUCAUCUAUCUCAAUCGGUUCAAGAGAAGGUUAUUGAUUACACCUAUUGCACUGAUAUUGUAAGUGGGAAGAAAUGUUCAGACAUUGUUACUAACUCCUCUGGUGCUACCUGCCAAUGCAAGGUUCCGUUUACACUCGAUGAUCUCUUCAGAACGAAUGUAUACAUUUACUACGGACUCUCGAACUACUAUCAAAAUCAUCGUCGCUACGUGAAAUCGCGAGAUGAUUUUCAACUUCUGGGGAAACUCAGCUCAGAGCCCUCAUCUGACUGUGAACCUUAUGCUUACACGAAGGACGGUAAAAAACCAAUUGCACCAUGUGGCGCUAUUGCCAAUUCCUUAUUCAAUGAUGAGUUGAGUUUGUUUUCAAAGACAUUAAAUGCUUCUGUUCCAUUACUGCGGACAGGAAUAGCCUGGCCAUCCGACAAAGAGUACAAGUUUAAAAAUCCCCCCGGCGACUUGAAAACAGCUUUCAGCCAAUUUGCAAAGCCUAAGGAUUGGAAAAAGAAUGUUUGGGAACUUGAUCCUGUAAUCCCAGAAAAUAAUGGUCUUCAGAAUGAAGAUUUCAUAGUUUGGAUGAGAACAGCAGCGCUACCAACAUUCCGCAAGUUGUACAGACGGGUUGAUCACUCUGCAAAAGAUUUUAAUGGUGGUUUGCCCCAAGGUGACUACGAAUUGAUAGUCAAAUAUUCCUACCAAGUCACUUCUUUCAAAGGAACGAAAAGCCUGAUCAUAUCCAACACGUCAAUGCUGGGAGGAAAGAAUCCAUUCUUGGGGAUUGCGUACAUCACCGUUGGAUGUAUCUGCAUCUUUCUGGGAGUGGUCUUCUUGUUCAUUCACAUCAAGUUCGGCAAAAAAAGUGCCGAUGUCAUCAACAUCAGCCCAUCAACUUCAUAUUGAACGUUUGGGGAUAAAUUGAAAAUUCAAAGGAAAAAGUCCAUCAGCAAAAUCGUAUAACAUCUCUACUUACAAUGAUUGCCGUGAAAUCAUCCUUGUCUUGGUACAUGAAGUUAAACUUUUGUUAUGAGGAUAUACACCAAUCGGUGUUUUCCUUGUAAACUUUCUGGAAUAGCUUAUGGAAACAUAUGCAUACAAAACUGGUUCUCGGUUUGAUUGAUUUAAUUUUUCAGUAACCAAUAUAGUUACUUUCAUUGCAGCUGUAACUCCAACUGAACAUCAUCUGUCAGAAUCAACCUAAUCACAUCAGACAUUGCCCAAUUUCCUUUCAAUUGACAUUUGUUUAAAACAGAACUAUGCAAAUUACCGUCUUCAACUGUUCUAAGAAUUUUUUUGAGAUUGAAGAAUGUACUUAUAAAAUUUUAAGUCAAAAUGUCAUCAGUUUUCUCUUGAAAAAGUAAAAUUUGAGACGAAUAUGAGGCAACGUAUGAUGUGGCUAGGCUGAUUCUGGUUGAUUCUUUCCGAUUGGACUACAUUUUGCAAUUAGAAACUUCCAUUUCUAGCUCAUCUGUAAAAUCACUUAUGUGUUUAGGAAAACUAAUGACACAUAGGUCAUUUACAAAAUAAGCCAGAAACUGUAGUUCUACAUUGCAAAAUGGAGUCCAAUUGGCACUCAUGCAGAUCCAGAUCAAGAAGAGGGUGGCAGCCUUUUUUAAAUAAGAGAUGAAAAUUUUAGAUUGCCACCAAAUUUGUGGCAAGUUACUCUCUUUUAAAAAUUAGAAAUUAACUUGGGCUUGUAAGAAAUGAAAAUUGCUAAUCAAGUUUCCCCUGAGAGGAAAAUGAAAAGCGUAAAAUUUCCCUCUUUUCAUAGAAAGUGACAAUUUUGAAGUUGUUGAUGAGCAUAGUUCGUUUUUUUUUUUUUUUUUGUGUUCAUAUAAAUAUCAUUGUUUUCCUGACUCAUAUCGGAAGAUUUAUGAUGAAGAAUUGCAAGAGUAGAAAAUUCUCCUCUCAAAUCAAGUACUUGGGUGAGUUUUAUAAUCUUCAUAGAUGAAGUUGAACAUUCCAUAGUCUUAAAUGUACAGAUCAAGUAUUCAAGAUAGCAGGGAUGCAGAAACUAUGCAACCAUGUCACCACAAUUAGCUGCAUGCAAAAACGAGAAAGCCCCAAAAAGGGGUUUCAAGAACGAAAAGACUAGUGCACCUUCGUGUAGAAAGUGUAGAAUUGAAGUAAAAAUUUUGUAAUUUUGAAAACCCUCCGAGAAAGUCGUGUAAUUUUGUCAAAUAGCAGAAAUGUGUACAUAUAUGUAGAGCAAAAAAAGGAAAUCAAUUUAAAAUUCUCAGGGGAGAAAGGAGUUUUCAAAAUGGGAAGGUCAAUUCAAAACAUUAGAAGGCCAAGAACUCUCUGCAUCCCUGCAUGACAGUAUUGGGCAUGAGGUCUUUCUAGUGUUCUUACAACGAAAAUUAUAAAGUAUGUACUCUGAAAAAUUUGAACGAAGCCAAAACUCCAGAAACAAGAAUUAACGUCCUUUUGGUUUUUACUUAAAAUGGAUCAUGCUGCAUUUGAAUUUAACUUUUUAUUACAGUUUGCUAAAGAAAUAUCUAUAAGAGUCAACUACUGAAAUUUGCCUCAAGAUAAAGUGAACUCGAAAAAAGAUUUUUUUCUAUCAGAUAACAAAAGCAAAGUCUAUUUUGUACAAGGUGAUCCAAAAGUCCAGCACCAGACAUCAGCACUGUAACUUUGAAACAAAUUGAGAUUGAGACUUGAAAUUUUGCGAGUGCUCCUAGGUCAAAGGAAACGACUUUUGGGACCCCCAAAAAUUUUAGGAAGACCAUUCUAAAAAAAAAGCAAGAGCCUUGAGGCUUAAAGGAGUGUUGCAGGACUUUUUGAUCUCCCUGUAUCUAUAGAUGAUAGUAUCCUAGUUUGCGAUACUAUAGGUUUCCUGUCAUACUUUAUUUUCUAUAAGGAAAACUCAUAAAACUUUUGUGAGUUUUUUCUCUAUUGAAUGUAUAUUCUCUAAAAAUUUCAAGUCGUAAUUUUAAUCUUGAAUGAGAAAGACUAAUUUGCAUUGCCCUCACCCCCAGUCCAAAAAAUUCAUCUACGCAAUGAAGAUGAAUUUUCUUUUGUCGUUUGUCCUCUAUUAUCAAAGUGUGCAGGGAGCAACAAUCAAUUAUUAUAAAUUUUAGUCAAAUACCUACCUCUUUCAGUUAAUUGACUAGUGCCAAAUUAAUAUUCUGGGACUUCAAAAGAUGCCAACUAUUCAGAAUUUACCCAAGAUUUUCACACUAUUAAUACUGAUACAUCGUUGUCUCUUGCAGGAAGAAUAUCAUCUCGUCUGCACUGCUUCAAUAUUUGUAGAACAUUUUAGAAUCUCUUCUUGCAAGUUUAAAAAAUGAUCGCCAGAAAUUUCCAGGCAAAUUCAUGCAAUAGUUCUACUAUAAAAAUUGAAGUGUCAAUAAGAAAUAUUGACAACGCAACAGCACAUGAAAGUAAAACAAUGCAAUUGAGUUGCGUUUCUCCCUGCGAGAGACACCAAUAUUAGGCACAUAAGUCUCUGGCACACUGCAUUUUUUUCUCUUUCCUCGCCUUCUGAAAUGGUUUUAGAUUUCGGAAGCCCUAAAAAAUAUCAUAGAUUAAUCAAUGAUGAAAAAUAAAAUUACUGAUGAUUUUAUGAACUUCUAUAUUUUAAAUAGUUACUGUCAUCAAGUGCACUUAAGUUUAUUUACCUAGUCUUAACAUAUUAUGUACACUAAUUCUUAUUUUACUUAUUUAGUGCGAUAAACAUUUAAUGUAUACUGGAUCACUGGAUCAGGAUGAAAGGAAAUGUAAGGUGGGCAUACGCUUGGCCCAUUCUGCACAUAAAUAACUAGACAGCUUUAGGAUUGUCUGCCACAGGUUACAGAGAUCUUGAACAAAGGAGGAAAAAUCCUUUGAAAUUUAAAGGCCAUUUGCUAAUUCUUUCGAUUUACCGAGGUAACUUUUUGAAGCUCACAAGGCGACCUUUGAGUUAAAGAGGUAAUGCACAGAUUCCUUGUACUCACUGAGGUAAAAAUGAGCCAUAAAUUUCUUUGAAUUAAGGGAACAAAUUUUUCGAGCGAUCAAGGUUUCCGGCCCUCAGUGGAAGGGAAUGGAGGUUUUCUUCGAGUUAUUAAGGUUUUUGACCUAUUGAGAUUCAAUUGUACAACUAUCUGAAACCAUUUCCGAGACUUAAAGAAUAUUUUUUAGUAAAAUGGUACACAACAUUUAACCCUUGUUCUCAAUUUUCUCAAAAUCACAAAGAAAUGCAUUUGAACAGACUCUUGCAGUAGACCUGUCAGUUACGUUUAGAUUGUAAUUUUUAGACAAGUUUCUUACACAAUCUGAUUUCGGUGGACGCAUGGGUCGUAAGACAGUAUGUUAGAGUUUUUUAGCGUAGAAAAUCAGCAUAAAGCUGAAAAUCUCAAUAUCUCCAAAAUCUCAAUAAUCUCAAAAAGUUUUUUCUGCAUUAUUUUUUUGUAUGAAUACAAAUUAUCAACAAGCGCAAGCCUGACCGAACGAUCUUCUGCUGACUUAAUGCUCGGAACCAAUGUAAUUGGCUUUUCAGCAACCGAAUGCAGUAUCUGUUGAUAAGCUGAAAUGCACAAGCAGCCAAUCAAAAGUGGACUUAAGUGCAGUUGCAACUCAUCUUGAGUAGAUUAAAUGACGCCUAUUUUUCUUGACAAAAUUCGGCCCCAGUUCUUGUCAUUUAUCAAUUUUAUAUCAUGAGAGCACAGCCUGAUUUCAGCGUUUCAGCAUCAUGGUACAUACUAUUACAGAUCAAUGCUCAGACUUUUCUUUUAUGAAUGGUUUACUUCGCCAGAUGUGCUGUCAAAAGUUGGUAUCCAUCAUUGUAUGUAUCGGAGCUCAAAGAAAGUAGAAAGGGAAAAAAAGUAGCGGGUUUGUGCCUACUAAAAAUCUGUGGGCUCCCCUGUACUAAAUUUUGAAGGCAAGGCUGGAUGGAAUGGAAGAGUCAAGUCACCUGCGGUUACAUUAUUUGGUGCGUGUAAAUAUUUUACUAAUUAGUCAUCAUCGUUGCCAUGUUAUUAGUUUUUGUAACGUACCUUUUUCUCUUUGGAAUUUAUUUUGUCCUCUUGGAAAGAUUGUUGCCUUUCGAACAAGUACCUAUUAUUUAAGCUGCCCCUUUCAAUUCAGUAAAUCUGUAAUUGCCCACAGAGAAAGAGAGCUCACUUUUUCUCAAUAAGAUUUACUAUAAAUCCUGGUUCUCCUUCCUGAGGACGGACAAAAUUAAAUCUGAAGAUGAGAUGCUGCAGAUCAGACAAGCCCACACGCUUUCUAAUUAGUUCUUCAAGGGGCGGACAGACAGGAGGGAAUACCAGAAUUGACCCUUGUGGGCCUGUUAAUAUUUAAGAUAAUUCGGGAUCGGAUUGUCCUCUCCACGUAGCCGAAAUACAAUUAAAAAGUGCUAGGAUUCCCGGUAACAUUUUUGGUCGCCUCUGAUUUCUUCCUUUUCGUGUCUGUUGCUUUCAAACCUGAAUACAGUGUAGACCUUUGCUUUUGCACCUUCGUAGCAUUUAAUCAAUUUAAUAUUCAUCAAGUAUCACUUACCUACCAGCGAGGUUAUUAGGUUCUGCAAGUACAUGUGGAUAUUUUAUACGGCUUCAAAGUGCUGAUUUUCAGCAUUACCUACCUUGCCCGUUAGGCACAUUUUAUGGACAAUCGGUAUGCUAACCAUAGGUAGAUGACAGUGUUACGUUCACCUUGCGUAGAAUUAACUAUUUUUUUAAGCAAAUCAAUUAUUUUGUGAAAUCCUCGUGAUCUAAAUGAUGUAUUUAAAUCACUUCAAUGCAAGAUUCAGGCAUGCAAAAUUUUUAAUUUUCAUUGGGCCGAGUUUAUUGGGAACGCACCAAGUCGCUUUUUGGAAAAAAAAUGAGUCAGGAACUGUUUCGAAAUCAGAUAGUUGUAAAUCUUCUCCUGUCGAAAAUUUAAAGUUGAGAAAAAAAUAUAUCUAACCAGAAAGGAGUUGAUAAACUUUGUCCUCAAUAUCGUGUCUUGAGGAGGUAUAAAACUUUGAACUUCUUUUCUUCGGUUAGGACUUGAUAUGUCUUGGUGUGCUUCUGUUAAACUCUGUCCAUUUUUAAUUUUAAUUAAGAACAUGAUUCAUUAUAUCAAUAGUCUUUUUUUCCUGAAGCAACUCUAGCAUAACCAAUGUCUUACAAUUAGUCUUACAAAUCAUAAUUUUUAGCAACAAUUCAAUUUGAGGUAAGCGCACAAAAUUCUAUUCUUGGAAAAAAUUGUAACAAUUAAAGGAGAAAUUCAUUUUCUUCCUGUUUCUGUAAUAAUAUUUAUUUUCAAAAUAUGUUUUCUGGUACUGUUUAUCACUGUAUAUAGUGGUCCUCAAGCCAUCAUGAAGAAAACCAAGGAGAAACCCUGAUAAGGGGCAUUUACGCUCACUUAAUUUCGGUUUUUCCAUGAAUGGAGUUUGCUUUGUUCAAGAUAAAUAAAGCUGCAAUCUGUAAAGGACAUUCACUGAACAGGAAAUCCUUUAUUAUGGUUUCAUUUGUGCUUGCUUAGUGCCCAAUGGAACACAAGUAAAUGGAAUAAAUAGAAAAAGAAAAGAGAAAAUUUUAAGAGAUCCGAUGUGUCAGGUGGACAAAAUUUAUCAACUUUAUUGUCAUAGUGGAAUGAAGAUGAGAUGAGAAGUAGCACACGCCUUGAUUAUGUAAUGCAGACUUUUUUCAUUGGUCCCAUAUUGGUUAUUUACCAAAAAAAAAAAAAUUGAAAUUAGAUGAGAAUAACUUUGACACUUAUCAAGACUCCAUUUUUUAAAAAUUCUGCAGUGCCCCUCAAAGAUUUUAAAUUUAUAAUUGUUUCAAACAAUUUUUUUUAAUUUUGUUUUCAUUACUUGUUUGUUGUUAAUUUAUUGUCUCAGAGCUUUUAUAAAUAAAUGUUGUGAUCUCAUUAGCUUUUAA